GCUCCAGAGCCCGCCUCAGACUCCCGCUUCGGCCUGGGCCUAGACCGGGCGGGACGGUCUCCAUGGCGACGGCGCGGCGUCGCUAGGCCCGAAGCGGCCGCCAUGGAGCCUGGGCCUCCCGUGCCUUCGCCGCCGCCGCCCAGCGAGAGCCAUGUCGGGCCGCCCCCCGCCGGGGCGACGCUGGUCUUCGCGGGCUCCAGCGAGCGGGACGUGGCGCUGGCCAAGUCCUUCUGGAACUCCGUCACCCUCCAGCCGCCGCUCGAGUCCCGCCUGGGGCCGCGCAGGAUGUCGGGCGGCGGCAGCCUGGCCGGCCCCAAGAAGGAGUCCUCCAGCCUCCUCGCCGCCCGCCGCUCCCACCUGGACACCCAGAAAAGUAGUCCUCUUGCUCAGCCAUCAGCAACUAGCAGAAAGGUAGAAGCAGAAACCCAGGGAGAUCCUGAACCUGAGACAGUGGACGAUGAAAAAGCGUUGUACCUUCAGAAGGCGAAGCGGAGAGACGAAAUCAUAGCUUUACUGAAGAAACAAAGGGAAGAGAGGAUCAUGAAAGAAGCAGUUUCUCGUCCACAUAAACCAAAGAUAAAAAUGGAAGAAAGCAAGUUAAAGGUAUCGGAAUCUGAUGUGGAAGAUCAAGAAAGUGUCAAAGCAUUAAUUUGAACAAUAGCAUCCAAGCGAGCAUCUUAAAGAGAGAAGCAUUUGUCCCUUCCCUUCAGAAUCCCUUGUCAUGUUACACUUUGGCUCUGAAGGCAUGCAGGCCUUGUGACUUCCCCGCCGAACUCUUGCCCUAGACAGCCAGAGUCGAGCGUGCUGCAGCCGAAGCUAAUGGAAUCUUUGAUUCAGCUGACAGAUUUCUUGGUCCCUGGAGUCAAACAAGAUACAGUAAGAAAUGUUAAAAGAGAAUGAAACUGAUUUUGAAAUACAAAUCUUCA
Messenger RNA from Eublepharis macularius, 926 nucleotides. RefSeq names its product HOATZ cilia and flagella associated protein (gene HOATZ). Gene Ontology annotation, biological process: cilium assembly. The coding region runs from base 103 to 654 and encodes 183 amino acids. The record is from RefSeq and is a predicted model, not a curated record. The transcript is spliced from 6 exons. NCBI's taxonomy places the organism in Eukaryota, Metazoa, Chordata, Lepidosauria, Squamata, Eublepharidae.